GACAUUGAAAAUGCAUUGUUGGGUCAGUCCUUGUAGAAACUAUGCUCACUUUGAGAUGGAUGUCCUUAUGGCUCAAUAAAGAGAUGGCAUCGGCCUCAUUAUGUAUCAAACUCCCCACUACAAUUGCUGGGAUUAUUGGCUGUCUCUAUGUCAAGAAUGGAUAAGGAUUAGCUGGAUUGUCUUUUACAUUAUUUACGGUAUUUUUAGCUCUAUCCUAGCCAAGCACAUUAUUUCCCAGCAUUAAUGAUUAUCAUGUGUGCAGAAUUAUCGCUUGCUGUUCUAGACAAGGUUAUGGUUUUUGUCGUUUUACCUAGUGACAUGUUGUAAGUACUGAUUGUAAGGAUAACAGAAUUAGUCAUUUUGGAAAAUCCUAGUAAAUUUAUUAAGUUUACAGUCAUCUAUAACAGCAAAGCAAAAGUUCUGUCUAUCCUGCGUUUAUUUUUGUUUAGUUCUUUAAAUUUGUCUAUGAAUUAUGUUCUCCACUACAAAAAAUGCCAGGGUUGAUGGGUUGUAAAGGCACAUGGAUACAUUUAAAUUAGGAUGCUGCAGUCCUGUUCCUCAUACAUAGCUCCAUCCUUUUGAGUUUGCAGCAAAGCUAGCUGUUGAUGUUUUCACUUUGCUAUUAUCAGAGAAAUCGUCAUGGCUGUCACCCGAGUGAUUAGGAAGAAGCUUCCAUGAUUAACAUACUGAUUGUUGUUUUUACCUCUCAAAGUCAUUGUGAUUGGGGGGUAGAAUUGAAUGGUUUGUCAUUGGAUUAUACAAAACUUUUCUUAGUCUAUAAAAUGCCGCUUUUCUUUUGGCCUUUGCUUUGGUGCUCUGCAAGAAAAAACAAAGUUAUAAAGCAAAGAAGAGAAGCAGGAAGAGAGGAAAUGGGUGUUCUGAGUAACUCUCCGAGAAGAAAGGAUUCCCCCAAAGCACCUCCAAAGAAAAAAUCCACCACGUUGCAGUACCUGUUUGAUCUGGAUUCCAGGAAUUACAAUGCAAACAGGCUUUCAAGUCCUGUGAGGCAAUCUUCUUUGGAGUCUGAAUAUGAAGAAAUGCACUCUGCAAUCUCCUACUGCAACUGCAUCUUCACUUUUACUGAUCCUUGGGAGUCUCCUUCCCAGCAAGAUCUCAAGCGGCAAAAGCUCAAUCAAAUCCUUUCCAUGGUAAAAUCUUCCAAAAGGUCAGUGGAUGAAUAUCUUCUGCCUCAUCUCAUGAUUAUGAUAUCAACUAAUCUCUUCAGGCCACUCCCUCCACCUUCCAACACCUACAACAUCAUUGACCUUCCUGAUGAUGAAGAACAACUUUCCAGCUAUUCACCAGCAUGGCCGCACUUGCAGAUUGUAUAUGACAUCCUUCUUGGGCUUGUCCUUAACAUAGAACCUAAAAUUCUCCGUGAUUACAUUGACCACCAUUUCCUUCUCAACCUUCUCUCCCUUUUUCAGUCUGAAGACCCUAGAGAACGCGAGAGCUUACAGAAUGUCUUCCACCGGAUAUAUUCCAGGUUCACCUUUUACCGACUCUUCAUGAGAAAAGCAAUGAAUGAUGUUUUCUUGCACCAUACUUUCGAGACAGAAAGGCACUGUGGGAUAUCUGAUCUGCUUGAGAUAUGGGGGAGUAUCAUCAAUGGCUUUGCAGUUCCUCUAAAGGAGGAGCACAAGUUGUUCCUUAUGAGAGUGCUCAUCCCAUUGCACAAGGCAAAAGGAUUGCAACUUUACCACAGACAGCUUUCUUACUGUGUUUGUCAGUUCGUGCAGAAAGAACCUGCCCUCGGUGGGGUUGUUGUUAGAAGAAUUCUGAAAUAUUGGCCUGUUACCAACUGUCAAAAAGAGGUUGUGCUCAUUGGGGAGCUCGAAGAACUUGUGGAGAACAUAGAUCCCAAUCAUUACCGGCAACUGGCUCUUCCUUUAUGUACUCGGAUAACACGAUGUUUAACCAGCUCCAACUCACAGGUCGCGGAGCGUGCGCUAUAUGUAUGGAACAAUGAGGCUUUUAUGAAGAUGGUAUUAGAAGCAUUAGAAGACGUGUUUCCGGUACUCGUCGAAGGCAUGGAGAAGAACCUAAGGAUGCACUGGAGCAAGAGUGUGAGGCAGCUGACAGAGAACGUCAGGGCAAUGCUAGAAGAAAUGGCUCCAAAUCUAUACUACAAGUGCCUUGAGGAUAUGGAUGUUCGGGAAUCCGAGGCUCGUAGGGAGAUGAUGGAGAGGAAGGAGAGAUGGGAAAGAAUAGAACUGGCGGCAGCAGCAGCUGAGCAGAUGAAGAAAAUCGGUUCUCCCGACCACCACAAUUUUCAAGUGUGACAUCUUGUGCUGGCAAUGAAUUUCAGAAGUAGUUUAGGGUGUGAAUAAAAUAUGUUAUCCAAUAUCUAUACCACGUUGCCAGCCACCAAGAGCAGCGAUGUUUCAGAACUUGGGAAUGGAUAAUUGGCGGAAGGGACAAUGAAAUUUCAUCAACAAC
Molecule: messenger RNA, 2439 nt
Organism: Rubroshorea leprosula
Lineage: Eukaryota; Viridiplantae; Streptophyta; Magnoliopsida; Malvales; Dipterocarpaceae
Source: the annotation of a GenBank genome assembly